Kwoniella mangroviensis CBS 8507 is the source of this 837-nucleotide messenger RNA. RefSeq lists its product as uncharacterized. Lineage: Eukaryota; Fungi; Basidiomycota; Tremellomycetes; Tremellales; Cryptococcaceae. The record is from RefSeq and is a predicted model, not a curated record. Bases 1 to 837 code for a protein of 278 amino acids. The transcript is spliced from 4 exons.
AUGAUUGAAUCGAAUUAUACUAUGAUCAGCAAUUGUCAUUGUCCCUCAUCCGCAGCCAUCCUCAAUUAUCUUUUGAUAUCUCUUGGGGAUUAUUUCAGCGAGAAACUCGUCUUGAUCGCUUGUGCACAGAUAGCAUCUCUCCUUUGGAUCUGUUGGAUAUACAAAGUGAAACUCAACCAAUACACAUGGAGAUGGAGACAUCAAAGAUAUCGGACUCUCGUCGACCUGACCGACAUCCUAUUCUACAUCGUUGCUAUAACCGUAGCCAUCCUCCAAUUCCGACUGAUCUAUAUCCUAUAUCAGUACGACAACACACGAUAUAUUCCUAUACAGCUCGUCUCUCUUGGGGUGUUGCGAUAUACCCUAAAUCAGUCCAGCAGACAUCUAGAGGAUAUUUACCUACAUAAUCUUAUAGGAGAGACUUUCACAAUUGAUCCUAAUCGACACCAACAGCGACAGAGAGUUGGAUCCGAUUCUACUACAGGUUCAGGUUCGUCAACCUCGUUAAGGUCAAUUGUCGAAUCGACUUCCACCUCAAUCUCAUGUUCUCCUAAUGAUUCGGCUUCAACCUCACCUUCAUCCUCUAUCAGUGAGCUUCCCAAAUCAGUGGAAGAAGAGUACGAUAACUCCAGACCUCCUUCUCAAAACAUGGCUAGACUCCGAGAAAUCGCCAAGAGGGAGAACAACUCUUUGUGGUGGGUGAUAUUUAGGGAAGAAAGGGACUGGGUAAGGAUGAGGAUGAAUAAUAAUCAAAGUAUAUUCUUCCCUCAACGAGAACGAGCACGAGAAAGAGCAGCCAGAGGUCAAGAGCGAGAUCGAGAUUCAAGGAAUAAAUAG